GAGAGUGUCAUACAUGCUGUCAACCCGAAAUCGAAAUUGAAAUAUUUGAAAGGAAUGAGUUCUCAUUCUUUAUCUAAUGAAAAGUCGAAAGUUGGUGAGUUAACCGUAGAAGGACUUUUACUCCCACUGAGCAGCUUGAUACUUUUCAGGCGAACCCUUCUCUCACAAUUACAACACUAGACUAUCCGCGGAAUUUCAGUGAGAAGAUCUAUGUCAGCCUUCAGUGGGAGAGAAGCGGCGUCAAAUUCAAGUGAAAACAUCCGUCCAAAACCCGCGACAGAAAACAAGGAAUCGCUUUUAUCGAUCUACAGAAGAAACUCUGCGUCUUCCGUUGGUGAAGUGGAAGGGGAAGCGCCUUCUUCAUCCAAAAAGAAUUCAAGGACGAAAUUUUCGAUUUUUAGGAGACUGUCGUCGGUGUCUUCAGUCGCUGAGAGGGAGGAAGCCAACUCUGGUGAUUUUUCAGAUAGGAAGGAGAGGGUUGUGAGAGGCUCUAGUCAAAUUCUUGCAGUGCAAAGAAGGUCUAGCUUGUUGUUGGACCAUGACGGUUGUGAGGGUGGGGGAGCUUGUCAGUUGAUGAACUGUGAGAGCUACUCGAGGAUGGACCCUUGCUACGCAGAAACUUCCAAUAAGCAAACGAAAAUAUGCGGUUUUUUGCCAUGCCUUUUGGCUCUAGGUGCCAUCAUCAUCAUUUUCAUUCCAUUAGCCAAAAUUUUAGGAGGUCUCAGAUCGGAUCUUUGUACUAUACAUCAUGAAAUGACCGAUAUAAAGAAACACGUCGGGAUCGACACCACGGAGGAUUCUGAUAAAUCAGCACAACUGCCCAGAGAGUAUAGUUCAGCCAUCAAGGGUUUGGUGAAGGACGAACUGGAAAAUUUCGAUUCUGACAAAACUGGAAAGACGGACUUCGCUCUGGAAACGGCAGGUGGUAGAAUUGUGAAAGUUAUAGAUACGGAGAAUUAUGGUUCCACUGUGGGACUGUUCGGAUUGACACUUUGCGAAGGAAACAAUGGUCCACGAGCAAUGAUUCAGUCCAGUAGCGCUCCAGGAGAAUGUUGGGCCUUCAAAGGAUCCAAAGGAACUGUCUUGAUAAAGCUCCUUGGAAAAGUUAGGAUUAACGCUGUAAGCUUGGAGCACAUUUCGAGUAAAAUAUCACCGACUGGCAAACUUGAUACUGCACCAAAAGAUUUUGCAAUAUAUGGACUGGAAGACCUGAAGAAAACCAAAGUGCUACUCGGCAGAUUCCAAUACAAAUUGGACUCUCAUCCCAUUCAAACUUUUCCCAUCAAAAUGUCUUGUCAAGUACCGUUUGAAUUCGUGGAGUUUCACGUAGAUUCGAAUCAUGGUUCAACAGAGUAUACGUGUAUUUAUAGGUUGCGUGUUCAUGGUACCCUAGAGUCAUUGUAAGGUUGUGACAAAACUAAUAUAACAUAUAAAACUUUUAUUUUUCAAUAAAUUUCUCAUACAAUU
Messenger RNA from Coccinella septempunctata (seven-spotted ladybird), 1467 nucleotides. Its product is annotated as SUN domain-containing protein 3-like. Gene Ontology annotation, cellular component: meiotic nuclear membrane microtubule tethering complex; nuclear envelope. The coding region runs from base 211 to 1404 and encodes 397 amino acids. Gene Ontology annotation, molecular function: protein-membrane adaptor activity. The transcript has 8 exons. Gene Ontology annotation, biological process: nuclear envelope organization. The record is from RefSeq and is a predicted model, not a curated record. NCBI's taxonomy places the organism in Eukaryota, Metazoa, Arthropoda, Insecta, Coleoptera, Coccinellidae.